GUUGGUUCAAAGAGGAACGCGUCUUACCGCUUGAUUUCGAUUUGUAGCCAUGCCGCCAUGCCCACCUUCGAUGCAAAUCUUCGCGGCCAUCAUGCACUGGCGAAUCCCGGCGUGCAGGUCGACGAGCAGUGUGUUUGGGACUGGCCGAUGACUGAAACAACGACAAGGCCGCGCGUGACGAAAUUGUAGGGUGAUGCUGGCCACUGCGUUUGGGAGGUUGCAUUGCAAAGGGCUUCCAUUGCCUCCAAGUGGUGGAGCCAAAGAAAAUGUGCAGGAGCACAACGAGAACUCGCAGCCAUGGGAGGAUGUUCAUUUGCAGGUCUCGUGCCACAGAGACGGCGGGCUUCUUGACGUGGUAAACCCACCACGUCAAGCCACUGCCAAACACCAGGACACGCCUGAACAUGCCUUCGAACAGCGCCUGCAAGACGUCGGCGAAGAUGUGGUGGUUGCAUGGUGCGAAUAUGUCCAAUGGACGGCGCAGAACAGGCACAGUGAUGAUGAGAUGAAAGUACUUGCCCGAGCCUGUUUUGCCCUAGCAGGGGAUGACAAACACAAGGAUGACAUUCGACACUUGAGACUCUGGGUGCGGCAUGCUGCUAACACGUCUGAGGCAGAGAAGGUGUUUGAUUUCCUAGCAGCAGAAGGCAUCGGACUUCACCAUGCGCUUCUCUACGAAGCUUGGGCUUCACACCUGGAGCGCCAGCGGAAGUUUUCGGAAGCGGAGCAGCAGUACCGGCUGGGUUUGCAACGGGCAGCCGAGCCACAAGAGCGACUUCGAAGCCGUUACCAGGAAUUCCAGCGCCGCAUGUGCAAGCGCGCCGCUCGAAAAGGUCCGAAGCCUGCGCCUGCUGCUUGCACCAAGCAGGACUUGAUUCCCAUUUCUCCACCUGCAGUGAAACCUGUCGCGGCAACUGAAGGAUUUGCAGUUCAUGAAGACACAGGUUUGCAGAUUGGUGGAGAUGAGGAUGACGAGCUGCCGGUGCAUGAAAAGAUGUUCGUUCCCAUCCAGGGCCGAAGGUUGGCCUUGGACGAAACAGAGCUGCCAGCCACGCAGACCCUGCUACCGCGCAACACCAGCCUGGACGAGGUUACACCAGCACCGAGGGUCCUGGCGCGCAUUGGCGGCACGGCCGAAUGGAAGGCAUUGCGGGGGCCAAUGCCGCGAUCGUCUCAGGCCUCAGAGAGGAGCCAGUCUCGUGCCUCACUGCACUCUUGUAAUGCGACCAGCGAACUCACUGGGGGCCUCCGGUCAAUGCUAGCCGACGCGAAUCGCAGACGGUCCUCGUCUGGGGAUGUGUUCGAGGAUCCCACCUGCACCGCUGAGUUGGCACAGAGGGAAAUCCUGGCCCUUUUUGCCACCGACCGCGAGCCGGCGGCCAUGCCGCGCACUGGCGCUCCGCUGAUGCGCCACCUUGGGGCCACUGCUGCGAGUAGUGGAUGGGGACGCGAGACACGUGAAGCUUCACCAAGGACUUCAGGUGCUUUCGAGAUCUUUGAAGAGACCGACUUCAGCGUCGGACGCUGAAGUGUGGCCUAAUUCGGAUGCUGGAGCCCACUGUGGCGAAUGGCGAGCUGAUGAAUACAACGAAAGAUGGAGCGACUCAAUUGGUUGAUCCGUUGACCUUGAAACAUGUACGGAGCUUGUGCUUGGAUGAGUUUGAUUGCUUUUUGUGGC
Molecule: messenger RNA, 1678 nt
Organism: Durusdinium trenchii
Lineage: Eukaryota; Dinophyceae; Suessiales; Symbiodiniaceae
Source: the annotation of a GenBank genome assembly